AUGAAGGCAGGAGCAGCUAUUGAGCUUGGUCAUGGUGAGUCCAACUCCAAAGGGAUAGCUUCAACCACUGCAAGCGCAGGGGUGAAUCGAGGAGCAUCUAUCCUCGACUUCAUUCUGCGUAUAGUUGCGUUUCUUGGGACAUUGGUGAGCGCAAUCGCCAUGGGAACCACCAGGGAAAGGCUUCCUUUCUUCACUCAGUUCCUUCAGUUCAGGCCUGAGUACGAUGAUCUUCCCACAUUCACGUUUUUCGUGGUUGCGAAUUCCAUUGUGUGCGCCUAUCUGGUGUUUUCUCUAGCCCUUUCCGUCUUCCACAUCAUACGAAGCAAUGCUAAGAAGAGCAGGAUUAUCUUGAUCUUCUUCGACACGGCAAUGCUUGCUCUUCUGAUGGCAGGUGCUUCUGCAGCAGCAGCUAUUGUGUACUUAGCACACAAGGGAAAUGCCAAGGCGAAUUGGUUUGCCAUUUGCCAACAAUUCAACGCCUUCUGUGAGCGUAUCUCUGGCUCUUUGAUCGGAUCUUUUGUUGGAGUUGUUGUGUUCAUGCUCUUAAUCUUGCUGUCAGCUGCGGCCCUCUCUAAGCGCUGAGCGUUUAACACAUGCUUCGUGCGUCAGUUUGUUGAUUCACGUGACAGAGUGAAUUUGCGUGA
Molecule: messenger RNA, 644 nt
Organism: Pyrus x bretschneideri (Chinese white pear)
Lineage: Eukaryota; Viridiplantae; Streptophyta; Magnoliopsida; Rosales; Rosaceae
Product: casparian strip membrane protein 1-like
Exons: 3
Coding region: 1-582 (193 amino acids)
Source: RefSeq, a predicted model, not a curated record